AUGCAAACACGGUCAUCUCAAGGUUCAGUCCUUGGAAAGCGUGCUCAUCAUGUCGAUCAAAAAGCUGUCUCAUCAGCAUCGUCAAGCGACGUUGUAACAGUAUCGCAGCACAUGCUUACCCCAGAACAGAGCCCCAAAUCGAAACGUGCCCGUAUCUCGCUCUCCGGCAUUGCUGGAGAUUCAAACAAGGAAAACGUACCUCCGUUCCGUACUGACCCGUGGAAUGACGCAACAGUUGACACACCACGUGCCAUCCACACAUUAGUGAUAUCUACUCCCCCACCAACACCCCCAGUCUUACUACUUCCUAUAUACACCCGUGCUCGAGGACUACUUCGUUCGACCAGCACGAGUGUAUCUUCUAUAGCUGGCCGAGAGGAUGAACGACAGCGCAUUCUAGAAUUCAUCACCUCAUCCUGGGGUGAUAGUGCACACACGUCUUUGUACAUCUCCGGUACACCUGGAACCGGAAAGACUGCGCUUGUCAACUCGGUCCUGCGUUCGUUCGAAAAGUCCGAAGGGACGUCCGAUCUGAGAGUUAUCUCUAUUAAUUGCAUGGCCUUGAACGGGCUGGAUGCCCUCUGGGAUCGUCUUUAUGAAGAAUUAUAUCCCACAAGGGAUUCCAAGAAUGCUGCAAAACCUUGCAAAGCCAAGGGCAAGCAGGCGAUCGACAAAGUGCUCUCUAGUUUAAAUUAUAAGUGCAUUAUUGUACUUGAUGAACUCGACCACAUUGCAUCCUCAAAUCAUACACUUUCGUCAAUUUUCUCCAUGUCCCAGCAACAUCCGUCCACCCUCCGCAUCAUCGGAAUUGCAAACACACACACCCUCACGUUGUCCUUGGCACAGUUGUCUGCUAGUGAAGCUUCCAGCGCCCUGACCCUUCACUUCGGCGCGUACUCCUCCCAGGAACUACUCCAAGUGCUGCAAGCACGUCUCUCACCUCUCUAUGAUAAUCUGGAAUACCCAGAAGUAACAGAUCAAGCCAAAAAGUUUCUUCCUGCUUCAACAUUAACUCUCCUCACGAAAAAAAUUGCCUCGCAAACUGGUGACGUUCGAACCUUGUUUGAGGUACUUCGGGGGGCAAUAGACCUGGCUGUCGCUGGUUCAAAGGUCCCAGAUGCAGAUACAAAUCCUCUCACCAUUCUACCUCUCAUCGUUAAACCGGAUCACAUUCUUGCAGCCCUCAAGGUGUAUCUACCUUCCACUGGCGGUGGUCGCUCCUCUUCUUCCUUGGCACCAUCCCCUACUAGCAAUGAGACCGUGUCCAAGAUCCGUAAUCUUGGCCUGCAAGUCAGGCUGGCUCUCCUAUGCAUACUUCUUGCAUCAAAGCGGAUGGAGGCCAGUUUGUCUCUCUCUGCAUCCACUACCUCGACGCCUACCAAGUCUCCUGUGAAGCGCGCAGGUUCCGUCGUUUCCCAAAGGAUCACUGGGCUUGAUGUUGCACAGCUCCAUGCAUACUACUCAACUGUGCUCACACGUGCAGAUAGCGACAUCUUCACUCCAGUUUCCAGAAGCGAGUUUUCAGACCUGAUAGGGAUGCUAGAGACCAUAGGACUCGUGGCGUCGAGGUCUACCCGCAUGGCAACUGCCUCUCCAUCGAGGACUGGCCGUCGUAUGCUCGGUCGAGCUGUAUCGUUUGGCGGAGUAGCGAAGGGAGCUGCAGCAGGCCAAGACAUCAAGCUCGCAGAGACCGUUCGCGUGGAUGAGGUCCUGCGUGGCCUGGGUCUGACUGAUGGCUCUGCUGCCAGCGAUGUGCGUGAAGAGGAAGUCAGGGCUAUAUGGGCCAGGGAAUGUGGCCGCAUCGCACGAGAAUCGAAAGCGAACUCAGUGUCAGGUAUGGGCGGUGACAAACCUUUCGAUGAAGCAUUUGAAGAUUAG
Molecule: messenger RNA, 1878 nt
Organism: Suillus fuscotomentosus
Lineage: Eukaryota; Fungi; Basidiomycota; Agaricomycetes; Boletales; Suillaceae
Product: P-loop containing nucleoside triphosphate hydrolase protein
Exons: 2
Coding region: 1-1878 (625 amino acids)
Biological process (GO): mitotic DNA replication checkpoint signaling
Cellular component (GO): nucleus
Molecular function (GO): DNA replication origin binding; ATP hydrolysis activity
Source: RefSeq, a predicted model, not a curated record